Messenger RNA from Triticum turgidum subsp. durum (durum wheat), 984 nucleotides. NCBI's taxonomy places the organism in Eukaryota, Viridiplantae, Streptophyta, Magnoliopsida, Poales, Poaceae. The record is from the annotation of a GenBank genome assembly.
AUGAGCCCUCACGCGAGGCAGCCGAAGCCACUCCAAGAUCGUCAGCGGCAGGAUCAGCAGGGUGAGCCGCUGGUCAAGGCUAGGCAGGUGAGGAGGCGGCUGCGCACGUCCACGAGCAGGCCGUUCCAGGAGAGGCUGGUCGACAUGGCGGCGGCCAGGAAGGAGAUCGCCGCCGCUCUCAGGGUCCACAGGGCCGCCGCCGCCGCGGUGACCAUGCGAUCCAGAGAUCAGCACGAGCAGCAAGCGCAGUGGCCCCCCUGCGACGCCUUCUUCUCCGACCACUUGCGCGACGACUCCACGCGGCGUUACCACGCACCUGUACUUCCGGUCGCGCCGCCUGUCGUCGUCGGCGGUGGCCUGCUGGGUCACCUGGACCGCAGCCUCCCGGCGCUGCCGCUAGGCCUCAACCUCAGCUUCCAUGGUUUUGCUGGCUCAUCUGUGUAUGAUGCCACUAACAGUGCUGGCGCUUCUCGUAACCGUCCUUUGAUCCAACCGCCGCCCGCUGACUCCUCUGACUCUCGGGCGCGUUCGUCUCCCCCAUUGGCGGUGAUGCUGAGCCAAGAAGGUUCACCGGCGGUCGACGCCCUGGAGAACGCGGCGUCGUUGGCAGGCGCGCCACACAUGGGGCCGGAGGGCGAGAGUGAGGCCACCUCCUUGCUUGGGUGGGGUGACGCGGCCGCCACGCCGGCGUGCGCGUGGUGGAGCGACGUCCUCGAUCAGGGCACCGAGGGUAGCGGCUGCGUCGGCGAGCUGUGCGCGCCGGCCGGGCACGAAGGAGGCGACGUUGACGUGGCGAGUAUGCCGGCUGCGGGGUGGCUGUACGAAGGCUCCGGCGACCAAGGAGUCACAUGGAGCGGCAAGCCGGUCGGCGGCCAGGAGACGCAUCUCUACCACCAGCGGGACGGCGAAGACAUCGCCUUGCCAUGCAUGGAGAUCGAAGGAUGGCAUGGGAAAUGGUUCGAUGAGGAGCCAAUUUUUCCUUAG